UCGCUUCCACUCACUUCAAAGUGCGUUGUCUUUGCGCCGCCGCCGGUCCCCGCGGUCAGCACCAUCUUCUCCGAUAUUGAGGCGGAGAAGCGUAGACUGGACCGACAAUGUGAAGAUCUUCUCUAUGCCAAACAAAGAUACACUGCUGAAUUUUGUGACCUGAUACUCAGAAGCCUGAGGGAACCCCAUCCUUCCACGCUUACAUGUCCAAUCGCUUGA
Molecule: messenger RNA, 219 nt
Organism: Dibothriocephalus latus
Lineage: Eukaryota; Metazoa; Platyhelminthes; Cestoda; Diphyllobothriidea; Diphyllobothriidae
Source: the annotation of a GenBank genome assembly